Molecule: messenger RNA, 4934 nt
Organism: Phodopus roborovskii (desert hamster)
Lineage: Eukaryota; Metazoa; Chordata; Mammalia; Rodentia; Cricetidae
Gene: Fam168b
Product: family with sequence similarity 168 member B
Exons: 8
Coding region: 216-857 (213 amino acids)
Source: RefSeq, a predicted model, not a curated record
GCCGGCGCGCGGCGGGCGGAAGUGAGGUCGCGGGCUGCGGUGUCUGCGCAGCGUCGGCGGUGGCGCGGGCCUCGGCGGGGCGAGCGGGAGGCGGCGCGGGCCCAGCGGUCGGCCGCUCGUGAGCGUCGUCGUCGUCGCCGCCGCCGAGCCACUCGCCGUGCCGGCUCGGGCCGGCGCGCGCCGGUCCCGGGGGCGCAGGCCACUAUCUUGAAAUCAUGAACCCUGUUUAUAGCCCCGGGUCUUCUGGGGUUCCCUACGCAAAUGCCAAAGGAAUUGGAUAUCCAGCUGGCUUUCCUGUGGGCUACGCAGCAGCUCCUGCCUAUUCUCCUAACAUGUACCCCGGAGCAAAUCCCACCUUCCAAACAGUGCUGGAGAUUGAACCCAGGGUCUUGCACAUGUUAGGCUACACUCCUGGUACACCUUACAAAGUGUCCUGUUCCCCAACCAGUGGGGCUGUGCCGCCAUACUCCUCCUCCCCCAACCCCUACCAGACGGCCGUGUACCCAGUGAGAAGUGCCUACCCCCAGCAGAACCCAUAUGCCCAGUUGUCUCUGUUUUCCCCACAGCAAGGCACGUACUAUACGCAGCCUCUGUAUGCGGCGCCCCCUCACGUCAUUCACCACACCACGGUGGUGCAGCCCAAUGGCAUGCCAGCAACUGUCUACCCCGCUCCCAUCCCUCCUCCCAGAGGCAGCGGGGUCACCAUGGGCAUGGUUGCCGGGACCACAAUGGCCAUGUCAGCAGGUACCCUGCUGACUGCUCAUUCUCCAACUCCUGUAGCCCCUCACCCAGUCACUGUCCCCACAUACCGAGCCCCAGGGACACCCACCUACAGCUAUGUGUCCCCUCAGUGGUGAUGGCCCUGCAAGUUAAGAUUGAGGAUGGAGCUGUGCAGUCACUUCAUUGAGUUCCACAGCUGGUGCUGCAGGCCUUGUGCCUCCAACCAGGACUUUGUUCUUAAAGCUCUCAACACAUAGCUGAACAUGACUGCGUCCCAGCCCAGCAGGCCCCAGCUCGAUAGUCUCCAGCUAACUCUGUGGGUUGGUUUUAAAGCAAAUCCUGUUGUGGACUGCCUGGCAAAUUUUUUAGCUAACUGUAAUGAUAAAAAGGGAGUGUUACUCUAUUCUGAAUCUUACCUAGUUGAAUGCAUGUUUAUAAAAACAAACACAAAAAGCUUGCUCAAUUUACCUGCAGUGACUGAUGCAAAACCAUCACAUGCAAAAUCCAAAGGACUGGACCGUGUUCUGCAGCCUGUGUCACAUGCACUGUCAUAAUGUAUGCUUAGUCUCACAGCCACAUGCGUGCAAGUGAAUGUCCUCGAGAGUCAUCUGCAGUACUGGACCGGGUUCUUGGGGUUGCCAGUUAGGGACACAGACUUGUAGUUUUCAGAGACCUGGGUUUUUGGCACUGACUAACCUGGAGGGAGCUGCAGGGACUGGGAGGGCGACUCUGUGAUGGUUCCAGAGCAGCAGAGGAGCAGUGGGUUCCCUCUCCUUCAUUUCCCCUGCAGUGUGGUCUGAGCAGCAGGGAUGUACCUGAAGCCUACCCGGGCGUGUGAGAGCUGGGUGGCCAGUAGAGCUGGGGUGAGGGGUGAUCUGUGUCAGCAGAGCAGUGCCUGCCACAUGAGCGUCCACUGUAGGUCUUACAGGACAGUGUUUUGUGUAGCUGUCGGGACUGUGGGGAAAGGCCAGUGUCUUCCCAGGAGGGAGGCUGUCUAAGAAGAACGGCUACACUGAGCUGGCAUUCAUUGCCUUUGCUUUCUUCCACUUAGGGACUCAUCCCUUUCUUUCCCCCGAGUCAGCUGAAAACACACGGCACUGCUGUAUUCACCCCACAGAGAAGGGCAGAGGCUUCAGCCGUGUGCUGUGGAGAAUGGUGUAUAUUUACGACUGGUUAAAAGGGAAUAAGUGGGUUUUUUUUUUGUUUUUUGUUUUUUUUUUUUUUUUUUUAAGUUAGUUCCCCGUGUUUCUUGUAGAGAAGCAGAGCUGUGAUUAUGUCUAAAAAAUGUAGAAGCGAUGUAGCUUGUCCUGGGGUCGUUCAGCUGAUGGUGGCCUGUCCUCCGUGUCUAGCUGGGGCAAGGCCUGGAAAGUCUGCCUAAGUGUCCCGUGAGCCUCUUCUGCCACCUUUCUCUGUGGCUGGCUGACCGCACUCAGCACGUGUGGAGGGUGGAAAGGGUCAGGCAGUUUGGGAUUGUGCUUGCUUGUCUACAGCUGUUGUGGGAGAGAUUCUGAGUAUGUACAUAAGGAAUCAAGAAGGUUCUUUCUGCUUGAAUAUGCCCAAUUUGAAUCUGUGAGAGCGUUUCUGUUCAGGGUGGGUCGGAAGGGCAGGGCGUGAGAACUUCUGACGAGUGGGGAUGUUUUGUUUGUUUUGGUUUCUUCCCCCCAUUGAAGUACUGGGGUCUUGGCUGGAGGGGGUGCUUGUCUCUGGCAGCUACGUCAAGGUUCCCAUGUUGGUGUGGAUGAAGCCUGAUUUUAUAGUAGUGCUCUCCAUAAUUUGUUUUUAGCUUUCUUUUUUCUUUAAGACAUUUUGUAAAAUUUCAGCAUGGAUCAUUGUAAACAGAAGAGUUCUCAUUCCUAAUGUCCAUGAACAUAGAAUGUUUACGGAUGAGUAUGUUUAAUCACCGCCUCAUGAGCACUUAACCGUGUGUGUGUGUGUAUGAGUAUGUGUGUGAGUUUGUGUUCAUGAAUGUAUGUGAAUGUGUGAGAGUGUGUGUGAGUGUGUAUCAUGUGUGUGAGAGUGUGUGUAUCACAUAUGUGUGAGUGUAUGUGUGUGUAGUAAGAAAGCACACAAUGCACACAGAUAAGAGCAUUUGCUGUAGGCACACAACUUGGAUCUGUAGUUCAUGUUGGGAUUCCCAUCCAUGUGGUGGUUUGCAGUGUUGCUGGUUCAAGGUCUCCCCUGGACCCAACAGACAGAAAGUGGUUUUCACAAGUGAACAUGCACAGAUCAGUGGAACAAAUGUACCCAGAUUUUCGCAUGUGUUUGGAAAAAGUCCCCUCACCCACCCCCCUCUAAACAUGCCUGUGAAGGGUAGAGUUGUUCGCCCGCGGCAGGAAGUUAUCAAGUCUGUGGGUCUGCUUGCAGCUGCACACUGUUUCCACAGGCCAAGUUCUCAGGAGAAAGGAGAGUGGGGUGGCAUCCACUCCUACGGAUAGCAGCUUCACACACCAUUCUUUCCCUUCCAAAUUGAAUUACAUUGACUAUCAAACACCUCUGUAUUGUACAACUCAUCUGAGCGGAAGUCUUUUCUGUUUUGAAACUGUCAUGCCAUCAGCUAUGGAAUCUGCUGGUGAAAGGUCUUACCUACCAGGUAAAAAAUGGGCACGGGGACAGUAACAAAUUGUCACACGUGGUGAUCUCAGUAGCAUUCAGUUUCAAUAAAAUUAAGGAACAGAACUCCAGUCAGUAUUCUGUUACACAGCUGCAUAUGUAUCCCCAAAACAUUAAGGAACAUUCCAAGAAAAUGUGCUUUUUAUGUGUGCAACAUUCCCAACUCUAGUCCUUCAGCUGAAUUCUAGAGGUAAGACAGGCAGGCAAAGGCCCUGAUACCUGUGAACAUGAACAACAACAUUUUUAGGUGUAGAUAUAAUUUUUUAGAGUUUAUUCUCUGCUGCCUCCCCUGAGGCUGGGGAGCUUUGUUCUUUUGCUGCUGCUGUUUGUAGUUUGAAGUUUGGUAGAGUUCUUGAGUAUUAAGCAACCUGCGAGCUCCCUGAGAAGAAAGGCCACCGUCAAGAUUGGGCUAGUUAGAGUACAGGCAUGGAAACUCUUCCAGAACUUCUGUCCCUGUCUUGCGGUCUUUGUGGAAGAACCAUUGAGUGGAUGCUGGUCUGCCAGUUAGCGUUCUGGGUAGCAGCUUUGGAGUGUUUUGCAGUGUUUCCACCAGGAGAGGGGGUCCUCAGUUCUGGAUUGCCUGCUGAGUAUCCUACCUUUCCUCAGCCUUGUAUCUGGUUAUGUUAGCCUGCUGUGCCAGGAGGCUGGAGGAGCAGAGUGGAUGUUUCUUAGGGGCAUGCUACAAUGAAAGGAAAUGCCUUGGGGGAGGUUUGAGCUCACUGGCUUGACUUGAGCCUUUGUGAGUGUCUGUGGUGGAGAGGCUGGCAGGCAUAAAUAAGCCUCCAAUGUUGGGGCUUCUCCACACUCCUCAGCUGGUCCUUUCCUCUGGUGCUUUGUGAGGGUUGCUAGCGGGCAAGAGUGCAGUGCGGAGCUUACUCUUCCCCAGGUUUCCUGAGUUGCUUAUCCUGCCCAGUCUUCUGUGUUUGGUGGACCCAUACCCAGGAAGGAUAAUGUGGUUUUGGUAGUAACACUUAAAUUAAUUCCCUAUGUUUUACUUCUUUGCUACCCCUACUCCAUGAAGAACAAAACCUGUGGAAUAAAUCUUACUAGAAUUAUGAGACGGGAAGCAGCAGCUUUCCUGUCUAGAGACUACAGUAGUUAUACAUGUGAUGUGAGGGCCUGAUUGGUAUUGCGGCAGCUCCCAUGGAAGGGCAGUGGAGGGUCUGGUGCAGACUGUGGGCAGUGUACUAGACCAGUUAGGUGAGACCGGGGACUGGCUCCCAGCAGGGUUAUUAGGGCAGCUGCAGGCCCCAAGGAGCCUGAUAGGCUGUAACUGAACAGAAGAGGUUCUUCUUUUUUUAAACUUUUAUUUUUAAAUACUCUUUUUUACACUGUUUUCUUGGUACUUUUUUUAUGCUUAAGUCAGCAUUGUCUUCCAGUGUUAAAGGCAUCCCUUGCCUCUUCAUGUGUCAAUAUUAAUAGGAAUGGGCAGACUGUCCAUCCCGAGCCAGUUCAAUUAAAUGUAAAUUCAUACUGUUUUAAUUUUUUAUGCAAUCUGAUGAGUAGAUGAGCUCAGAUUUAAAAUCCUUAAAAGCACGUUUAUUGUAACAGGAAUUGUUAUGUAUUAAUACUGCAGUUUUCAAUAAAGAUUGACUUGUGUUGCA